Nematostella vectensis (starlet sea anemone) is the source of this 2404-nucleotide messenger RNA. Its product is annotated as endosomal/lysosomal potassium channel TMEM175. Gene Ontology annotation, cellular component: endosome; lysosome. The record is from RefSeq and is a predicted model, not a curated record. The coding region runs from base 263 to 1732 and encodes 489 amino acids. NCBI's taxonomy places the organism in Eukaryota, Metazoa, Cnidaria, Anthozoa, Actiniaria, Edwardsiidae. The transcript has a single exon. Gene Ontology annotation, molecular function: potassium ion leak channel activity; proton channel activity.
GCAUGCUCCGAUUUUUUUAGACUUUCAGUAUGUUAUAAAGGUAGACUUAAUCAAUACACAAACGUUGAAAUACCUUGUGUUGCAAUUGAUACCGAAUCGACACCGACCACCUCCCGAUUAUUACCCGGGAUAAUGACGAACACUUUCGGGACACGGAACUCGAAACAAGCAAACAAGUGUGACAUUCACAUGACCACUCAACGGUUUUCAACUGUUGAUUUCUACGAAACCGAGUUCUACUGCUUUAAAGCAUUUGCCCAGUAUGGCGGGUUUUUCAGACGACAGAGAUUUCUUUCAGCUGAAUCGACUAAAAGGCUAUAACGAUGCAGUUUUCGCAAUCGUAGCGACGAUACUUGUGCUCCCGAUUCGAAAACUCGAACAAGACUCAGGGCCGAAAGAAACUCUGUGGAACCUACUCGAGACCAAAUGGGAGCAUAUCAUUGUUUAUCUUGUCGGUUUUAGCGUGAUCUGCGCAAUCUGGGAAUCUCAUGUAAACAGAUUUCGUAUUUUGUCACAUGUUGAUGAUGUUUUAGUGUGGCUUAACCUUACCUCGUUGCUGUUUACUUGCUUUCUUCCGUUCUGCGUCAACUUGGAGGCGACAUUCCAUUCCAAGCACACCCCUAUCAUUCUAAUAUGCUGCGACUUGAUGGUGUUAGAACUCCUCGAGGUCGCCAUGAUAUUCUACAGCUUCUAUCACGACGAACUACUGACAGACGAGGUGCAGGAAUUGCCUGAAGUCCAGAUGCGAGAGAGGAGGAACUAUCUGUUCCUGAAAAAGUUGACCAAUCCGGUUUUGUACGUGCUUGCGGGGGGUCUUAGCAUGGUUAGCACCAAAAUUUCCUGGGUUAUAUUAGUACUGGUUAUCAUAUCACCAUGUAUCAAUCGCCUUCUUGGCUUCAUAUUCCGAAAAUGCAUGAACAUAUAUAUGGGCGGAGGGGAUUUUGACCGUAUAUUUGGAAACUAUAUAGAGACAGAGCGUGUUGAACUUUUCAGUGAUGGUGCCUUUGCUAUUGUAUCUACGCUCCUUGUUUUGGAUAUAACAGCUGAAAAUUUUCCAACAGUAGAUGAGGUCAAUGAAAAUGGAAUCGAAACAAUGCUUGCUAACAUGUGGCGUGAGUUUCUGACGUUCUGUGGCACCUUCAUUAUUGUAGCUUUGCUUUGGUUUACUCACCACUCCCUCUUUCACUAUAUCCGUAACAUGAAUCAAGUUAUGCUUGUGAUAAAUAAUUUGUCUCUUUCAUUUAUGGGACUAACACCUCUACUUGCUUCCAUCAUGAACAAGUUUGGAGGUGAAAAGAAUGAGAGCGAGAAGCUUGCUGUCCGCUGCAGUGCAGUAGUAAUAUUCAGUGCAAGUCUUUGUCAAGCCAUAAUAUUUGUGAUUGCUCUCUGUAAAGGCCAAACACAUUUACUUCAAAAUGCCAGCCCUUCAUCAUCUCCAAGAACACAUAACUAUCUGGCCAUGAAAAUGAUCAUACUGCCAUUAAUCAGUGCUUUAGUCUUCAAUGCAAGUUUUGCUGGCCGAUCUGCCACCUACGUAGUAUAUUUUACUGCAGUGUUUGCAACUCCACUGAUAUUUGUAAUGCUGAAAAUCUGUUUUGGAAGAGGAGGAUAUGACAUAUUGCAUCUUACCAUUGAACCUGAUUUUGAGACAUUUGCUCCAACUACCAGGCGACCUCGAGCAAGAAUCUCCCGAAAAGAUAUAACAACUAACUCACAACCAAUUGCUGUAUAAUGAAGCAAGUUUAGUCACAGCCUCUAGAAGAAGAGGCUGUUAGUGAUGUGUUGGUUUUGAAGGAGAGUCCCUGAGAAGAAGCUGAUGAUAGGGUGCUGAAAUGCUAGAUUAGGGAUUAUAGUCCAUAGGUUAAAAAUACAUUGCUUUAUUUAAGAGACAUUUGUAAGUCAAGGAGUGAAGAUUGGGUGUGUAAGUAAGUUUUGGUCAAUUGCUUUUUCCACUCCCCUAACUUACACAGUUUUAUAAAAGGGGGCUUAUGUUUCUUUCCAUUUAAACUGUUUGGAGAUAGUGAGUGCACCUAGUGUGUGCUAAGGGGGGAAGGGAUGUCCAUAAGUUAUGGCCACAGUGAUCAAUGUAUAUGAAAAGGGAUGAGAAAAGGGAUUUUAGUUAUUCCUAUUAGUAUUAGAUUCCUAUUAAUGCUUCUUUUAUUUCAUACCAAGGAAAUUUGUUUAUACUAGUUCAUACAAAGAUGCUAAGAAAGUCAUCCUUUUUUGAUAUUCUGGUCAUAUUAAACAAAAUGAUCUUAUUAAUCUUCAAAUAAUCUUAAUCUUAUAAUCUUAUUUUUACAAAAAAAUAAAUAUAGGCUACAGGCUAUAUUUACAGCCAGAUAUAUGUAACAGUAGUAUUAUGUAUUAUUUAAAUGUUAUGAUGAUUUAAAGUGUUUAUUAGUCA